This is a messenger RNA of Erythranthe guttata (spotted monkey flower), 1680 nucleotides long. Its product is annotated as endoglucanase 1. Gene Ontology annotation, biological process: carbohydrate metabolic process. Gene Ontology annotation, molecular function: hydrolase activity, hydrolyzing O-glycosyl compounds. The record is from RefSeq and is a predicted model, not a curated record. Lineage: Eukaryota; Viridiplantae; Streptophyta; Magnoliopsida; Lamiales; Phrymaceae.
UUCUCUUAAAUACAUUCUACUAUCUAUAUACACAAACAUGUUUUGUGGAGCAAAUAUCAGCAACAUUUUAUGUUCAACUCUUUGCAUGCUGUUCAUUUUAUCAUGCUCUGCAUUCACCUCACAAGAUUACGAAAAUGCCCUCGAAAAAUCAAUCAUUUUCUUUGAGGGGCAGAGGUCAGGUAGAUUACCACACAACCAGAGCCGUCUACCAUGGAGGGGCGAUUCAGGGCUAUCCGAUGGCUCCGGCUACCAUGUUGAUCUUGUUGGAGGUUAUUAUGAUGCAGGGGACAAUGUGAAGUUUGGAUUGCCAAUGGCUUUUACGACGACGCUACUUUCAUGGAGUGUGAUUGAAUUCGGAAACUCAAUGAAGAAUCAGCUCAACAGUGCUAAGGAUGCUGUUCGUUGGGGUACAGAUUAUCUUUUAAAAGCAGCCAUUGCCACACCUGAUGCCUUAUACAUACAAGUGGGGGACCCGAACAACGAUCACCGUUGCUGGGAAAGAGCAGAGGAUAUGGACACAACACGAAAUGUGUACAAAGUUUCUUCUGAAAAUCCAGGUUCUGAUGUUGCUGCAGAGACUGCUGCUGCAUUAGCAGCCGCUUCCAUCGUUUUCAAAGACUCCGAUCCUUCUUAUUCCACUAAAUUGCUUCAAACUGCAAUCCAGGUGUUUGAUUUUGCAAACAGGUAUAAAGGGUCUUACAGUGACUCUCUUGGUUCAGUGGUCUGUCCAUUUUACUGCUCAUACUCUGGAUACCAUGAUGAGCUUUUGUGGGCAGCAUCAUGGCUUCACAGAGCUUCAGAAAAUGAGUCAUAUUUGACUUACAUUCAGUCCAACGGCCACACACUCGGAGCCGAUGAAGAUGAUUUCUCCUUCAGUUGGGACGAUAAACGAGCCGGAACUAAAAUCUUGCUCUCCAAGGGAUUCCUAGAGGAUAAUAUUGAAGAUUUUCAGUUAUACAAAGCACAUUCAGACAAUUAUAUAUGCUCACUAGCUCCAGGAUCACCUAAUUUCCAGGCUCAGUAUACCCCAGGGGGGCUUCUCUACAAAGGAAGUGAAAGCAAUCUCCAAUACGUAACGACAUCGAGCUUUCUGUUGCUUGCCUACGCCAAAUACUUGAGCAGCUCACAAGGAGGAGAAGCCGCGUGCGGUGGUGGCGGGACUUCAACAAUAACUUCAGACAAGCUUGUUUCCCUUGCAAGAAAGCAGGUGGAUUACAUACUUGGAAAUAAUCCUGCAAAAAUGUCUUACAUGGUUGGAUUCGGACAGAGAUAUCCACAACAUGUUCACCACAGAGGUUCAUCUUUACCGUCAGUACAUGCACACCCGGCUCACAUUAGCUGCGGUGACGGAUUUCAGUACCUUAACUCAAGAUCGCCUAAUCCUAAUAUUCUUGUCGGAGCUGUCUUAGGUGGUCCCGAUAAUCGAGAUAAUUUUGCGGAUGAUAGGAAUAACUAUCAGCAAUCUGAGCCUGCAACUUACAUCAAUGCUCCAUUUGUUGGAGCCCUCGCUUUCUUCUCCGACCAAUCAGCACAACUCGUCUGAUAUAUAUUGUCUAUGUAAUAUAAUUUGCAUUGGAAAUGAGUAACAAGGUGGCAUUUAUAAUAUACAAACUUUACCAAAUUAAUAUGUAAGUUAUAUCUCAAAGAUCAGUUUUAUUUAUAUACCUAUUUGACAUGUCA